Magallana angulata is the source of this 883-nucleotide messenger RNA. Its product is annotated as DPY30 domain-containing protein 1-like. The transcript is spliced from 5 exons. The record is from RefSeq and is a predicted model, not a curated record. NCBI's taxonomy places the organism in Eukaryota, Metazoa, Mollusca, Bivalvia, Ostreida, Ostreidae. Gene Ontology annotation, cellular component: Set1C/COMPASS complex. The coding region runs from base 151 to 651 and encodes 166 amino acids.
GCACACGUAUUAAACUACCUGUAGGGAGCCCCAAUCAAGCUGAGUAGCAACGUGACGUCACAAUGUAAAUGUUACUAAGGAAGUCGCUUUAACGAGAGCGAAACGAGAGGCUACAAACGUUUGUUAUAAAGUGCCUUAAAACAGUAAGCGAUGGAUACAGCAUAUCUAAAGAAUAAUCUCGGUAGCUGCUUAACGCAAUGUCUAGCAGAAAUAUCAGAAAAGCGACCACGGGAUCCAAUCGAGUUCAUGGCCCAGUGGCUUUACAAAUACAAAGAAAAUGUCUUGUAUAUCAGUAAGAAAGAGGAAGAAAAGAGUCAGUUAGAGAGAGAAAAGGAAGAAUUUGAAAAAGAACAAGAAAUGUUGGAGAAAAGGAAGGAAGAAGCUGAUCAGAUCAAGAAAGAAGAUGAUGAAAAGAGAAAGGCUGAGGAAGAGAGAGCAGCCAAGGAAAGCUCCUCCCCCACCAAGCUACCCCCAGUGAUGGAGGCCCAGGAACCACCUGAGGAGGAAGGCAAGAAAGCAGCCACUGAGGCCCCUGCAGAGGGAAAACCAGCCGAAGAGGAGGAAAAGCCAGCGGAGAGCUCAGAGGAAAAGAAGGAGGAGGAUUCCAAGGAGGAGUCGAGUGACCCCGCCCCCACAGAGGAGGAGACUUAGUCAGCCCUGCCCCGCCUAGCCUUGUCCCUAUUACUGUGUUAUAAGCUUCCGUUUUAUUCACCAACAACACUGUGCCAGAUCCCCGUUGACUGUAAUGUUAUUUAUCAUUGUGUUGUGUUUUAUCAUGAAUGACUGUCUGUCUGUGUAUGUGUGAUUCAAGCAUAUCUGUGAUUAUCAUCUUAUUGUGUGAAGAAAAAAAUGUUUAUAAAACCAACAGUGCAGUAUUUUAUAA